Molecule: messenger RNA, 2889 nt
Organism: Liolophura sinensis
Lineage: Eukaryota; Metazoa; Mollusca; Polyplacophora; Chitonida; Chitonidae
Product: lysophospholipase D GDPD1-like
Exons: 10
Coding region: 33-1019 (328 amino acids)
Biological process (GO): glycerophospholipid catabolic process
Cellular component (GO): endoplasmic reticulum membrane
Molecular function (GO): phosphatidylcholine lysophospholipase A1 activity; phosphoric diester hydrolase activity
Source: RefSeq, a predicted model, not a curated record
ACCUGUGUUUGUGUUUUCGUUUGCUGCUUUUCAUGACUUUACCAAUUUAUGCCGUGAUAUUAAUCAUGAUUUCAGUGGCACUUGUUGGGGGAUACAUAGUCACCUCCCUGGUGUUGCUGAAAUUCCCUGGACUGCUUCACAAACGAAAACAAACGAAAUUUCGGGCUGUUCAUAUCAGCCACCGAGGCGGUGCUGGGGAGAAUCUGGAGAACACAAUGACAGCCUUCAAACAUGCAUACAGCCUGGGGACGGACAUGCUGGAGCUGGACUGUCACAUCACCAGGGACGGUCAAGUUGUCGUAUCGCACGACAACAAUCUUCUCAGAACCACCGGCAAAGAUGCUCUCAUUUCAGAACUAGACUACAAGAACUUACCAUGUCUCAAGCCAGAGCUGAAGGUAGAUUUUGAAGGCAAUCACUUCACACAGGGGUGUCCAGAAGACAGACGAAUACCUCUGCUGAAAGAGGUCUUCCAAACUUUCCCAGAACUUCCAAUUAAUGUAGACAUCAAAGUAGAUGAUGAUCAUCUCAUUCAUGAGGUGUCGAGGUUGGUAAAAGACUUUCAUAGAGAAGAUCUGACAGUAUGGGGCAACAGAAGUAUAACCAUAGAAAAGAAACUUUAUAAUGAGAAUGCCAACAUUCCACUGAUUUUCUCCAUCAGAAGUGUAUUAAAUCUGUAUCUACUGUUCUACUCUGGACUCUUACCUUUCGUUCCCAUCAGGCAGACAUUCUAUGAAGUUAUAAUGCCUGCCAUUUUCCUCAACCCAGAUAAGUUUCCAGUGAUGCAGGCCAGGAAGAGCAGAUGGCUUGUGAAAGUUUUAGAUUUCUUCCUCAUGCGACCAACUCUGAUCAGACACUUGGAGGCCAGAGGAGUUCAGACAAACCUGUGGGUAUUGAAUGAGAUGAGUGAAUUUGAGCGAGCGUACAAACUUGGUGUGACAGGAGUGAUGACAGACUUCCCGACAAAACUUAACCAGUUUCUGGAAGGCCACCCAGAGUACAGACACCGGAGACAAUGACACAAACUUCAUGUAGCAACGCACCAAUAUGUAGGCAAAUCACCAAGUGUCACUGACUUGUAAGCACAGGUGUGGUUAUUUCUGUCUUUGAUGUAUUUCACAAUUCUUUUACAUGACAUUCCAAAAGCGGAGAAUUUUUUUUGUCUUUCAAAAUUUCACCUUUACAUGUUUGAAAGCACAUUGAAAAAAUGUUGAUGUAGAUUUAAAUAUUUUAGAUGAUAUUUUUUACUCCUGUAAUUGUCUUCUUGAUGCUAGUUAGUUGAUUAUAAAUCAUGUUUAGGCACGUGACCAGCUUAUUUUCACUGUGACGAAGAAAAAUUCAAAAAAUAGAUCUGCCCUUGUACUUAUUUUAGUAAUUUUAGAAACUGUAGAGGUAUCAGAAUUAAACCUGGUCUGAUAUCAGUGUGAAUGUUAUUUUGAAGUCAUGUUUAAAGUGUACCCACGUUACCAGUUUACUCUCACUGUGAUGAAGAAAAGCUCUGGAGUAGAUUUGCCAAUGUACUUCACGUCUAGUUUUAGUAAUUUAUGGGUAGAAACUGGAGUAGAUCUGCCAGUGGUGUAAUUUUAGUAAUUUAUUGGUAGAGACUGCAUUCCUGGUUAGAAAAUAUGUAGUUGUUUGGCAUGGGCUAAUCUUAACACCGAAAUGGAACGUUCCAAGUUCAAAAAUUUGUUUUGUUUGAUUGAUUGGAGUGAAAUUGUUUGUUUGAGCCGAGGUACUUAUAUUGACCAAAACAUAUACUUAAUCUUCAGGUCCUCACAUCAUUAUUAUUAGAGAAACAAAUACUUUUUACAGAGGAAAGUGUAAUACAGUGGAGAUAAAAGUUUAGCUAUUUGUUCAGGUUUUAAUAACAGUACAGGUAAAACAACUUGAACUUUAUCAUCAUUUACUUAACUCACACAACUACGAGUCUCUAAGUCAUUCUUGUGUUUUACUUAAUCAAUAGACAAUUUUUGUCAUUUUUAAAAGUUGAGGUUUGUCAAAGUUGAUUGUCAUAUACUUAAAUGUUAUGUCAUACGAUCAAGCAUAUUGUGUUUCACCUAACGUUUAGCAUUUUUCAAGGGACACACUUUGCUUGAUUCUCAGUGAUUCAUUCACCUUAAGAGACAACUUUUUGUGAAAUUUGAUCAAUUUCUUAUCAGAAAAACUUAUGUGUUGACAUCAAAACUGUCAUCUUAACGUGUUAAUAUGCUGCUGAAAGUGAAUUAUUACAGGCCAAACUCUAGGUGAAAUACAGUAUUUUAAAUGCAGGGCAAAGUGACAGAAGCCAGUAAGCCGGUAAGUUGGAUUGUAAAAGAAGACAGCACGUAGCUAUUUGGCGCAUGUAUUUCCUGAGUCUUCACCAGUUGAACUUUUGCCAUUAAUUUGAAAACUUAGUCUUUCAUCAUUUGUUCAUUCUUCAGAUUGUAUCAUUGUUCAUUUGGAUUUUGAAUUAGUAUGUGUUGUAGAGUUUUUAAUUUAGAAUCCUGUUUAUAGUAGAUUGCUUUUCUUUUUAAAUUGUAGCACAUAUAAGUUACACUAUGAUUUAAUUUUUUAUUUUUUCACAUUAACAAUUAGAUAUGAUUUUAAGAUUGAUAUUUUUACGGUUUAAAGGUAAACAAAAACAGAGAACUGCCGACAUAGUAAAUUGUUCAUGUUUUACUUUCAUCUGCUGUUAAGAAAUAUGCAGAGUUAUUUAUUACAUUUAUUAAGGCCUACCACGUUUAUUUUAUUUUCUCUAAGAAAAAAAAGUGGAAUUGAGGUUGACAAAAUGGGUGGGGCCACUAUUGUGUGUGGAGUUAAAGAUGAGCUGCAUGUAAAUGGGUGGGACCACAGGCUCAGAACUCAUGAAUUCUCACCAGUAAAGUGUACAUCUGUUGUGGGGAGUAAGAG